Paracoccidioides brasiliensis Pb18 is the source of this 1155-nucleotide messenger RNA. Its product is annotated as biotin synthase. Bases 1 to 1155 code for a protein of 384 amino acids. The transcript is spliced from 2 exons. Gene Ontology annotation, cellular component: mitochondrion. Gene Ontology annotation, biological process: biotin biosynthetic process. Gene Ontology annotation, molecular function: 2 iron, 2 sulfur cluster binding; biotin synthase activity. The record is from RefSeq and is a predicted model, not a curated record.
AUGGCGUCGAUGAGGCUACCUGCGCUCGUGAGCAAAAGCGUUCGACGCACUUACGGCCCAAUUACACAAAACCGAGCGGCAACAUCUAUAUCUCCGGCGGCUGCGUCAAUACCAAAAGUCCUGCAAGAUGCGCUUGCCGCUGAAGGUCCCCGCAUCAAUUGGACUCGGGAUGAAAUCAGACAGAUAUAUGAUACCCCCCUACAUCAGCUUACCUAUGCCGCAGCCAUUGUCCACCGGCGAUUCCAUGACCCCUCGGCUAUCCAGCUCUGCACUCUAAUGAAUAUCAAGGUCGGCGGAUGUACGGAAGAUUGCUCGUAUUGCUCACAAUCCUCACGAUACAACACCGGCCUGAAAGCUACGAAAAUGAGCACUGUCGAUUCCGUUCUUGAAGCGGCCCGCAUCGCGAAAGAAAACGGUAGCACGCGCUUCUGUCUGGGAGCAGCAUGGCGGGACAUGCGCGGUCGCAAAACCAGUCUGCGAAAUGUCAAGGAAAUGAUCUCCGGUGUCCGAAAGUUGGAUAUGGAAGUUUGUGUGACUCUUGGAAUGAUCGAUGGGGAUCAGGCCAGGGAGCUGAAAGAAGCAGGGCUCACAGCUUAUAAUCAUAACGUCGAUACCUCGCGGGAAUUUUACCCAUCCAUCAUUACUACACGCUCGUAUGACGAGCGUCUCCAAACGCUGAGCCACGUCCGCGAAGCGGGUAUCGAUGUGUGCUCCGGCGGAAUUCUAGGUUUAGGCGAGGAGGACUCAGAUCGAGUUGGCCUGUUGCAUACUGCAGCCACGCUUCCAGCUCAUCCAGAGUCGUUUCCUGUAAAUGCCCUUGUCCCGAUCAAGGGAACCCCGCUGGGUGACAGAAAACCAAUCGAAUUCGACAAAUUGCUGCGCACAGUAGCGACGGCGAGGAUCAUCCUGCCCAAGACCACUGUUCGAUUGUCCGCAGGGCGCAUAAGCAUGACUGAGGAGCAGCAGGUUGCGUGCUUCAUGGCUGGGGCCAACUCAGUGUUCACUGGUGAGAAAAUGCUUACCACCGAUUGCAAUGGCUGGGAGGAAGAUAAGAAGAUGUUUGCGAAAUGGGGAUUCUAUCCAAUGCAGGCUUACCAGCGGAAGGAGUUCCGAGCUUCUUCGGAUGCUGCCGCUGCGGUUGCUGCAGCGAGCUAA